Ailuropoda melanoleuca (giant panda) is the source of this 1666-nucleotide messenger RNA. It is a transcript of the gene DMP1, whose product is annotated as dentin matrix acidic phosphoprotein 1. Lineage: Eukaryota; Metazoa; Chordata; Mammalia; Carnivora; Ursidae. Gene Ontology annotation, biological process: ossification; extracellular matrix organization. The transcript has 6 exons. The record is from RefSeq and is a predicted model, not a curated record. Gene Ontology annotation, molecular function: extracellular matrix binding. Bases 113 to 1666 code for a protein of 517 amino acids. Gene Ontology annotation, cellular component: extracellular matrix.
AGAGUGGCUUCACUGGGCAUAAAUUUCCUCCGUGAGAACUUCAGCCUCAUUGUUGAGACUUUUGGGGGAAAGUCUUCGUGAACUGAAGAGGGUAGAGGUGACACACCCAGCUAUGAAGACCAGCAUCCUGCUUAUGUUCCUUUGGGGGUUGUCCUGUGCUCUCCCAGUAACCAGGUAUCAAAAUACUGAAUCUGAGAGCUCUGAAGAAUGGAAGGGUCAUUUGGCUCAGACACCAACACCACCUUUGGAGAGCAGUGAGUCAUCAGAAGAAAGUAAAGUUAGCUCAGAGGAACAGGCAAGUGAAGACCCUAGUGACAGUGCUGAAUCAAAGGAGGGCCUUAAUGAUCACCAGUAUAUGCACAGACCAGCUGAUGGCCUCCCUAGGAAUGGAGGAAAAGGAGGAGAUGAUAAAGAUGAUGAUGAAGAUGACAGUGGAGAUGACACUUUUGGCAAUGAUGACAAUGGCCCAGGUCCUGAAAAGAGACAAGGAGGAAACUCCAGACACAAAAGUAAUGAAGACUCAGCCGACACCACACAAUCUGGGGAAGAUAGUGCCUUGCAAGGGGAAGACAGUGCCCAAGAUACCACCAGUGAGAGCAGGGACCUUGACCAUGAGGAUGAGGUGAACAGCAGGCCUGAGAGAGGUGACUCUGCUCAAGAGAGUGAUAGUGAGGAGCUCUGGGUGGGAGGCGGCAGUGAAGGAGAUAGUAGCCAUGGGGAUGGCUCUGAGUUCGGUGAUGAAGAAAUGCAGAAUGAUGAUCCAGACAUUAUCAGGAGCGACAGAGGCAACUCCAGAAUGAACAGUGCUAGUGUCAAAUCAGAAGAAUCGAAAGGAAACAGUGAUGAACAAGCAAGCACUCAGGAUUCAGGUGACAGCCAAUCAGUGGAGUAUCCCAGGAGGAAAAUUUUCAGAAAGUCCCGCAUUUCUGAGGAAGAUGAUAUAGGGGAGCUUGAUGAUAACAACACAAUGGAAGAAAUCAAGAGUGACUCAACAGAAAACACAAACUCCAAAGAAACUGGCCUCAGCCAAUCCAGGGAAAACAGCGAGAGUGAAUCUCUAGAAGAGAGUGAGGAGAAACAGUCCCCAGAAGACAGUCAAAAUGUACAAGACCCCAGUAGUGAGUCUAGUCAAGAGAUUGAUCAACCAUCUCAGGAAAAUAGUAGUGAAUCUCAGGAAGAGGUAGUGAGUGAGUCCAGGGGUGACAACCCAGAUAACACCACCAGUCACUCAGAAGAUCAGGAAGAUAGCGAUUCCAGUGAAGAGAACAGCUUGAAUAAAACCUCCAGUUCAGAAAGUGAAUCCACAGAGGAGCAAGCUGACAGUGAAUCCAAUGAAAGCCUCAAAGACUCAGAGGAAAGCCCAGAGUUCACUGAGGAGAACAGUUCUAGCCAGGAGGGCCUCCAGUCUCACAGCGCCUCAGCAGAGAGCCAAAGUGAAGAAAGCCAGUCUGAGCAGGACAGCCAGUCCGAGGAAGACGAUGCCAGUGAUUCUCAGGACAGCAGCAAAUCAAAAGAAGACAGCAACUCUACUGAGAGCAAAUCAAGUAGUGAGGAAGAUGGCCAGUCAAAAAACACUGAGAUAGAAAGCAGAAAAUUAACAGUUGAUACUUAUCACAACAAACCCAUUGGGGAUCAAGAUGACAAUGACUGCCAAGACGGCUAUUAG